Molecule: messenger RNA, 2985 nt
Organism: Cydia fagiglandana
Lineage: Eukaryota; Metazoa; Arthropoda; Insecta; Lepidoptera; Tortricidae
Gene: px
Exons: 18
Coding region: 1-2985 (994 amino acids)
Source: RefSeq, a predicted model, not a curated record
AUGGAACAGGACUUCAGGUUAUCAGUGUUCCUGAGUACCGAGCCAUACUUCCCAUUCCUCGGCGCCCACGCGCCUCCAACCGGCUAUCGGAGCGAGAGCACCGACGAGGAUGGCACCGUGCGCUGCUGCUGCGUUUGCUACACCUUUCUGCGUCAGCAGUGGGAGCAGUACGACCGUGAGAACAAGCCUCAUAGCCAGCGCUUCUACUGGAUGAAGAGGCUCGAUGGGAAACCGUUCAUCGGUGCGGACAUGUCCUUCCAGGGCGAGUAUGCAGCGUCCGUGCUAGGGCUGGGCGGGGACGCAGCUCGCGAAGAACCGGCGGCGUCCCCGCGACCCGCGUCACGGGCGCUCUACCCCCCUGAUGCCCCCGCGCCUCCGCCCGUACCCGCGCACCGCCCGGACAACGCGGACCCCAAGUUUAACAACAACCAACGGUUCCCCGGCAACAACGCGACGACGAACGGCACGACGGAGGAGGAGGGCGUGCUGGACCUGCGCGCGCGCGACCCCUCCGUCAUCUCCGUCGGCUCGCAGCACUCCGGCGCCUCCGAGACCGCGGGCUACCUCGACGCCGUGCGAUCAACCGUGUCCGUGUACUCCGGCAACUCCAACUCCAGUUCCGACCGCGACAUCCUAGACCUUUCCAUGCCGGACAAGAACUCCAUGACGGAGGUGUGCUACGUGUGCGGCGACGAAUACAAGCGCGGGACGCUCUGUAACCUACACACUAAGGAGCCGAAGGACAAAAACGUAAGUCCACUUUGCUGUAGCCGAGUACGGACAACUAAAAUAUGUAAGUUGCUAACUGACGACCUGUCGAUGCCGGACAAGAACUCCAGGACGGAGGUGUGCUACGUGUGCGGCGACGAAUACAAGCGCGGGACGCUCUGUAACCUACACACUAAGGAGCCGAAGGACAAAAACGUAAGUCCACUUUGCUGUAGCCGAGUACGGACAACUAAAAUAUGUAAGUUGCUAACUGACGAUCUGUCGAUGCCGGACAAGAACUCCAUGACGGAGGUGUGCUACGUGUGCGGCGACGAAUACAAGCGCGGGACGCUCUGUAAUCUACACACUAAAGGGCCGAAGGACAAAAACAACAAGCAGCCAUACUUCCCGAUCUUCGGCGAGCAGCACCCGCGGCCGCCGCGCUCGCGGCCCAAGGACGCGCUCGGCACCGUGCGCGCCUGCGCCGCCUGCCACCACCACCUGCUGCAGCAGUGGAGCGGCUACCAGAUGCGCGGCGUCGCGGCGAACGAGCGAGUGUACACCCUCCGCACCCGCCCCCCCUCGCUCCUCCCGCCCUCCCCGCUCAGCCUCGCCAGCUCCGGCGACAAGUCGCUCGCCGCCAACACGCACUCGCCGUCGCUCGAGCGCCCCGCCAGCCAGCCCGCCACCACUGCCUCCUUCGUCUGCUACGUGUGCGGAGUCUCCGCCCCCUCGUCGCAGCUCAGGCUGGUGUACUGCUGUGCGAACCCGGAGCGCGAGCCGUAUUACCCAUUCAUAACGUCGCUCAAGCCGCAUCCUGAAGCCAGUCCUAUUAGUCCACAGGGUAUGGUGCAAAUCUGCGCGUCGUGUUACAAAAGCAUCCCCCACAAAUACCCCUCGUACGGCGAGCCGGAGCCGCUCGUCAACGCCAACCACGCGCACAACAACAACAAUGCGCACGCCAACAACAUUAGGUUUAAGCCGUACGACAUGAAAUCGUCAAGUGCGACGAAACGGCCUGCCGCGCUGCCGCCGUCGCCACACAGCCAACUGGUCGCCGGCGAGAAUGGCAUGGGGCUAUAUAGGUGUUACGUAUGCUGCGGGCUGUUCCCGCAACAGUCGAUGGAGUGGCUGUCGACGACGGCGGAGUACAUGAACUCGCACGCGAUGCACUUCCCGUGCCUCGCCGGCGCCGGGCCGGCGGCGGCGCGCGGCGGGCGCGUGCUGGCGUGCUCGCGCUGCGUGCGCCACCUCGCGCGCCAGUGGGAGCUCAUGGACGCCGAGCGCGUGCCGCUCGAGCAUCGGAGGUACAACAUCCCGUCGCCGCUGCCGAGCAACUCGUCGUUGAACGGCGAGCGAGUCAUCCCCACCCCACCUUCUACUACCUCCGACAGAACCGUCGCUAGUAAUACGUGUACAUCGAUAUAUUGUUUCCUAUGCGGGCUGCACUCUGACUUUACGCUGGCGCGGAUACUGUACGGGCAGCCGCAGGGCAACGCUCCCUACUUCCCCUGUCUCCUCACCCACCAGAGUCUACCAAACGCAGAACAACUACGGGAAAACGGGUCGGCGCUAGUAUGCACAUUCUGUUAUCACUCGCUACUUAGUCAAUGGAGAAGGUACGAGGCGCUGGGCGGCGUGGGCGCGGACCGGCGCGUGUAUAACACGCACGACUACCACUGCCACCUGUGCGGCAUCAAGACGUACCGGAAACGCGUGCGCGCAUUACCUAUUAAGGAAUUCCCAUUUUUAAUGCAAAGGCGGACUGAAAAUUCUUUAUUAUUAGAAAACGGCGACUAUGCCGUUGUAUGUUUAGACUGUUAUGAAAGUUUAAGAACACAAGCGCAAGACUACGAGCGGCGGGGCGUGCCGGUGGACAAGCGCGAGUACAACUGGCUGCAGCAGCCGCCGCCGCCCGAGGACAGCGCCGACGUCACCAUCGCCAGGCUGCCCUCCGGCGACCGCUCCGACAAGCUGAUGUCGCAUCAGUCGCUGGUGGUGUCGCGCGGCGCCAAGCGGAAUAGCCCCAAGCAACCCACGCCGCUGCCCGACCGACGGCCGCCGCCCAAACCCGACAAGGAUCAAGUUGGGAAGCGGACCAGCUUUGCGAGCAAUCCUCUUAUCUGUUAUGACUUCCUGUUCUUGCUGGUGUCGCUCCAGAGUACACUCGACUUCGUACAGCUUAGUGCUGUAUAUCAUUCAGGUGUCCACAACUGUUCUUAUGUUAGAUUCUUCUACUUUGAAAUAUUUAAAGAACGGAUAAAGGAUACAGUCUAA